UACCUAUGCUCUGCUCUCCAUUAUCAUUUGAAUAAAUUACUUUAAACAAUUCAAACCAAAAGAAUAGAUUGCCAACAACUAUACCAAAACAAUGGUAGAUUCUACACCCAUUAGUGGUGUUUAUCCUCCAAUUUUUACUUUCUCAAUGGGAGAACAGCUGCUUAUUGGAAUUUUGAUGGCUGGAAUCAUAGCAUUCUUUCUCAUGAAAUUCAAUAAACGAGCUUUGCGCUGGGAUUUUCAACAGUAUUAUACCAUCAACAAACAUCACUGGUGCCACACAGGAUCUUUUAUUGAUCCCUCCUACUGCAGCAUAUGUGAAGCUGUCAUUGUUGCCAGUGGUGGGGCCUUUUGUGACUGCUGUGGCUUGUUCACUGAUAAUGAAGACUGUGUUGAUAGUGCUGAAAAAAACGUACCAUGUAAGCCCAUGACCCUCAUCAACUCUAAAUUCACUCACCAUCACUGGGUAAAAGGUAACCUACCAGCCACCAGCUGCCUGUGCAUGGUGUGUGGUGACGAGUGUGGUGAGGGUGUGGGGCUUGUGGACUUCAUGUGUGCUUGGUGCAGCACAACUGUUCACAAUGUGUGCAAGGCUCAGCUUGACCAGGAAUGUAAUUUUGGAGAACUGCUGCGCUUUGUGGUACCUCCUCACUGCGUCCAGCUCACCAGAGCUCGGCUAUGGCGUGGUGUUACUGUCAAGCGAAUUUCUGUGCCUGCAGAAACAACCAACUGGAACCCACUCAUUGUUAUAGGCAACGUGGCAUCAGGGAGCAGUGAGGCAGAGGUUGUGCUGUCAAGCUUCCGGCGCUGGCUGAACCCAGUGCAAGUACUGGACGUAUCUGUGGUGCCUGUUGAGGAAGCUGCUCGGUGGUGCCGCCUUCUACACGAGAAGCUGGCCACUCAAUCUACUUCUGGUGCCAGAGAAAAAUUUCCCUCACAAUCCGUUGGUCAAAAUAAUCAUUUGCUACAGAAAGGCUUAGAUGUGACCUCAGGGGACACAGAGGUUGUUGAUGGAGAUCACAGACACGCUGCUGUGUCAGAUGAUGGAGGGAACCAGACGGACGGUCAGACUGAUGACUCUGGCCGUGCUGUGACAGUUGUUAUCGCCGGGGGCGACGGCACCAUUGGUUGGGUGCUAAACACUCUACAUAAGAAGAAACUAUUACAGCGCGUGAAAGUUGCUCUUGUACCGCUGGGUACAGGCAACGACUUGUCUCGUGUACUGGGCUGGGGCUCUGCGCUGGACGCUCCUCUGGACGUUCCUAGCUACGUGAAGCGCGUUGUGCAGAGCACCUCUGUGCAGUUAGACCGCUGGUUGGUGCAUUACAGCCCAGCAAGCACCUUACACCACAUCAACAUCUUACCAUCUGUGGUCCCGACUAGAGAGAUAUAUAUGAACAACUACCUGAGCGUUGGUGUCGAUGCUCUAGUAACACUUCGCUUCCAUCAGGCACGUCAAAGUCCAUUCUAUUUAUUCAAUUCACGUCUUCUGAACAAACUCAUCUACUUUGGGUAUGGCACUAAAGACGUUCUCGAGCAUUCGUGUGAGCGACUGGAGAAGAAACUUGUGGUGCGCAUGGAUGGAAAUCUCGUGCCACUUCCUCCUCUGGAGGCGCUAGUGGUGCUAAAUAUACCCAGCUGGGGGGCGGGUGUCCGGCCCUGGGGAAUGGGUGCUGGUGGCCGCACUGCCCCCACACAGAGGAUGGACGAUGGUCUGCUGGAGGUCAUGGCCAUCAGUUCGUCAUUCCACAUCUGCCAGCUGCAAAUUGGACUCAGUGAACCUACGCGACUGGGACAGUGUCGGUCUCUGCAGGUUACGGUGGCUGGCUCAGCGGUGCCCAUGCAAGUUGAUGGGGAACCGUGGGAGCAGCAGCCCGGCACCAUCACCGUCACCCACAGCCACUCUGCCACUCUCCUGUCAGCGCCUUCACUCCCGUAGCCCGGCACCAUCACCGUCACCCACAGCCACUCUGCCACUCUCCUGUCAGCGCCCUCACUCCCGUAGCCUGGCACCAUCACCGUCACCCACAGCCACACCGCCACUCUCCUGUCAGCGCCCUCACUCCCGAAGCGACGAGUCCUAAACCUCGAUCACUUUGCAUGGUGUGAGGCGUCCUUAACUGCAACCAAUCUUUAAUUAGGAAUUAACAGUUUUAAUCCUCUACUAAUGAAUAGUACUCAACUCAUACCUAUUCUUGAUCAUUAUUGUAAC
Molecule: messenger RNA, 2209 nt
Organism: Hyalella azteca
Lineage: Eukaryota; Metazoa; Arthropoda; Malacostraca; Amphipoda; Hyalellidae
Gene: Dgkepsilon
Product: diacylglycerol kinase epsilon
Exons: 7
Coding region: 92-1936 (614 amino acids)
Molecular function (GO): ATP-dependent diacylglycerol kinase activity
Source: RefSeq, a predicted model, not a curated record